CUACCGCGUGCAGCUGAUACGUUAUCAAUGGACGGAUCGUCAACCUCGUCAACAACCAAUAAUAAUACGAAUGCUAAUAAUAAUAAUAGUCAUAACGGUAAUAGUAAUUCUAAUGCAAAUCACCUCAGUGCUGCAGCGUUGCUGUCGGCAGCAGCCAGUAAUCCAUUUAUGUAUAUGGCCGCAGCAAAUGCCAUAUCCUCCGUUAACGGAAUGAAUUCAACCAAUAAACUGUCAUCGUCAUUCUCGUUAAUGGACAGUGAAUGUGUGCUGACGUUGAUGAGAGUGGCGGCCGAACUCGACUGUACAUUUUUGUUUCAUUGCCGUGAUGGUCAAGCACAUUUUUGUUUUGAAGCGAACGAUACGGCGGUUGAGCGAUUGAGGUAA
Molecule: messenger RNA, 384 nt
Organism: Anisakis simplex (herring worm)
Lineage: Eukaryota; Metazoa; Nematoda; Chromadorea; Rhabditida; Anisakidae
Source: the annotation of a GenBank genome assembly